GUGAUUUAUGACAUAGGUGAACACAAUCUGCCUUCGAUGCACACACACCCCCAGCAGGAGCCCUAUAGGUUCCACCUACUUGUGUGUCUACAAGAAGAGCCUUAGUUUCCCCUAGGCCUUCUCCAAUUAUUGAUUCCCAUAUGUAGCCUCGUACUGUUUAUUUGCUUUAUUCUGUGCGCAUGCACCCACGCAAAACCUGUGCAGACGUCAAUAAACUUUUCAUCUCGACGAUGAAUUGUGUAUGAUUUACCCCGGAAGGAAUUAGAAAUUUCCCCUAAGCGUACAUAUCUUUCGAAAAUCGUAAAGGAAAAUGGACGAGCUUCUUGGCCAUAGAUACGUGCCUGUGGGCCGUGCGCCACCGCCUGAUGAAGGUAUGAUUUGCGUUGACCAGGUAACGGGUCAAAUUGUAAUCGUACCGGACAACGUCGUCAAGGUCCUCAAGCAAGCCGAAAAACGGACAGAAUUAUCCGCUUACAAUCGUUCCGCCCUCGCAAUGCGCUCUUCGGGAGGAAGUCUGGUGUCUUCAUCUGCGCGGCCCUCCGGAUCACACAGUGGCAGCCACAUCGUGCAAACGGGAGGCGCCACGAAAAAUGCCUUGCCGGCGGCCGAGGAAGCGCAAGACACUGCGGCGUCGAAGGUGGCCAAGAAGAAAAGAAAUAAGAAAAACAAGAAGGCCUCCCCUGAUGAUGCAGGAGGAGCAGCGACCCCCGGUUCCAGCCCUAGUGCCGAUCCACCGAAAGCCGUUUUGCAACCUUCAAAUAUAUCACCUGAGGAGAGAGGUGCACGAUCUUCAACUGGUGAGGCUGCUGAUACAACUUCCAAGGGCUGCAUGAAGAAAAGCGAUUCGUCAAACACACCCGUGCACGACUUUGGCGACUCGUUUUGGCAGAAAGAGGUGGUUGCCAUCGAGGAAAACUCCUCCUGGUCCCAGGAGGUCGUAGCCUCGGGGCCCGGGAAGCAUAUGUGCUACUACCUUGCCAACCUCGGCUACAAUUCGGUUGUGGAAACGUAUCCCAACCUGAAACCGCAGCUGAUCCUGGGUAGGAACAUCACAAAAUUACGGAAAAAGGACGUUACAGGCUACUUUUGCGAGAAAGCGCCGCUCGGCAAAGAAGUCCAGCUGGCGCUAAAGACCAAAAGCAAUAAAACACAGCCGGGAAAAGACGCACAAUGGGCCGCUGAUCUGAAGUUGGACCUGGGCAAAAACGAGUCCCUGAAACAGUUCGUCUACGACCGGACGGAGAAAUUUCCGUACGAGUGCGCGGAAGACUUCCUGAAAGACAUUUUUUGCCUGCACGAGCCCGGCUCUACUUCGUCCCCGAAAACAAGUCAACGCGGGGGGGCAACAUCCGAGCAAUCUGCAGCAGUGGUCACCGCCAUAGCAAACGAGGUCUUGUGGUACGAUGCUAGCGUGAGGUGCCACUUGCGCGAAGGACUUGUGGUACUUCUGAACGCGAAAAACUGUCGUUCAUUUCGCCUCGCUGUGCUGGAGAAAGUGUGUCACGCUGCCGUUCAAGUAUUGCAAGAGUUUCUACCAUCGGCGGCCAAGAAGCAGGAACAGGUUGACAGCGCCACGGAAUCGACAUCAACCACCGCGGAACAAGUGGCGAGUGACGAGCACGUCGAUAUUGAAAAUUCAGCAAAUAAGGAACUCGUGCAGACUGCGGUGGCUCGGUUUCAGCAUUUUUGUCAGUGGCUGCAGCAGGAGCUCGAUGAUUUUACAUUGCAGCUGUUCGACGACGACGGGAAAGCAGCAAAAGCAGUGCGCACCGAGCUGACCGCUGUCGUUAACAUGUUUAAACUCUGCUCCUCGAGUAAGGACAGCACAUACAGCAAUAACUGCGCUGCGGCAGGCGAAAAGAAGGAUUGUGCGCAGGGAAAGAACUUUUACUUGCAAACCGAGGACCACCAGCUCGACGUCUUACUCUCCUGUUCGAGGCAGCUGCUGGGUUCCGCAGUUUGGAAAGGAGUCGGAUCGCUCAAGCACCUGAUUGCGUUUGUAGAGCAACUUCAUGAAGUCGGAGAUGUGGGGGACAGUGUGUGGAAAGAGCUGACAUGCUCGUCCGGCUCACUGUCGACAUCGACGAGUCUUUCUUCGACAAAACGGGCGGAAGUCGUUGCGGCACCCUUUGAGGAGGAGGAUGAUGACUCCGAAGACGAGCAGUCAGUCUCGGAGUACGAAAGCCUCGACGGGGAUGCGGACGAAAAUGGCCUCUCGUUAGAGCAGGCCAGAGCUCCUGCUGCAGAUGAAGACCCGAGGGCGCCGCAGCGGCAGACUUGUUGCAUUAGGCUUCGAAAAAAGUGCGUCGAUAGCUCGUUUGGUUCCUUGGAAAAAUCCUCACACUCUUUCCCCGAGCAGUCGCAAACAGCUAUUUUUUCCGACCUUCCCCUGCUGCUCCGGUGUUAUCAAGGUGCCGCCUACGUUCGAGGUCUGCGCUCGCCGUUGGCAAAACAGCGUUUUGACGAGCUCCUCGCCUGCUUCGUCGAGGACGAACUAAAAAAGUUGACAGACCUGUCAAAGGUAGCAGCGGUAAGACCGCAUGAGAUAGACGAAAGUUCGUUUGCCGCGGACUUUUGGCCUCCUGUCUUGGACUUGAUGUCGACAAGGAAUGGCGAGCUCUAUACGCAGUUAGACCCGCAGCCGUUUGUUCUUGAAGAUCAGCUUCCCAUGGCCUCGGAGAUUGCAACAACUGAGACUGCUAUAGCACAGAGUACGCCUGCCGAGGUGUCCAUCGGUCGCUGUGGCGUCGCCGGUGAAGACAAGAAAGAAUUAAACACGGACCGUCUAAUCCGCGCCCUGCGUGAUCCAAUAGAAUUCCUCGACCUUUUUCUUUUCGAAGCUGCGCGCGCGGGCAACCCGUGGAUUGUCUCCGUGCCGUUCGCAAUGGAGAAGCUGCUGACCAGCUUUCUCCAACACGCUUUCGUCCAAGACCUGUUGCGAGAUCAGGACGCUGCACUUCGUCUCGGAGCUAUGUUGCGCAAAGCUUUGGGUCGACUGCGCGAACGAGAGCCUGGCUGUAUGUGUUUCAUCAAAGCGGCGCUUCCAGAUCGACAGGAAACAAGCUACGAGUUCUUGUCUCGACUGCAAGGCGUCUUUGCCCAAACAUUUGACAACUUGGGUAGGAGCAGGUACCUGCAUCAGGUCCCGGAAAGUAUUUUCGUUUUCCUUCCGCUACUGCUUGAUGGCGUCGGAGACGUACACAAGCCCUUGCAGCUACGUGGAGAUGUCACCGAGCACCUGACGGGUUGCCUGUGCGAUGUGUUAGAUUUUUUGGGCCAGCGGGUUUGCACGGACGACGAUGAGUUUGGCUUGGAUGCCACUAGUCGUACCAUGGCGAAUAAAUUUUUGCUGGCAGAAGGAGCGCGUGACGAACAAUGCCGUCGAAAUUAUCGAGCUGCUGUUGGCAAGCUUGUGCAAGCAUCGAGAGUGCAUUGCGACACAAUUUUCACUGCGUCACUUCCGGUGCGCGAGGUCGCGGAGAAGAGUCGAAAGUACUCUGUCGCAGGACAGCUGGACCGAAAUUGCGGAAAGCUCGUCGACGCUCAUGCUGCUGUCACCGGCUGCAUCCAUGCAUCUUCGCCCGCCGCGCUGACAGUCGCAGACACAGCUGAAGAAUUCGUCGACACGAAAGCGCUGUUAAGCUGCUCAUGGGGAUUCAAACUUGAAGUGGUUUUGCCCGUGCUGGAUGCUCUUGUGCAGACGUGCGCCGACCGGGUGCAAGCGGUCUGCAUCUUUCUUCAACGUGAAGAACGACGCCAGCAGCAGCUCUUUUUAGACGCGUUCAAGGAAGCUGAAAAACUGGAGAACAGAAUCCGCAACACGAUCCUGCAAGACGGAAUCGGAGCGCUUUUGAAGGGGCACCUUCUCGGCCGAACUUACGAAGCGUACUGCGCAACCCGGGACAGCCGACCUCUUCCGUGCGAUCCCGAUGCGGAGCCGAUCUUCGCCGUGAUGACACUAGGCAAAAUGACGGAGCGCAAAGCGGCCGAGGCCACAGGGAAGAAUCCGCUUGCCAAGAGCAUGGCAGCAGCAGCCGAGGACUCCAAUGCAGGGCGGACGUCCCGUGACCUGCGCGUGGCGUUCGAGCGACAUUGCAAGCCGAAGCUGAUUUUCGACCAGCAGGGGCAGUGUACCGGGUUGACGCCGCUGAAGCUCCUCUGUCUACUCUGCACACACGCAGCCACGGCAACGGCAGAGCAGUUUCUCGAUUUUGUUGAGGAUACGACUGUCGAAGAACUGGAAGUAGUCGGAGGUGUUGAAGAUGAAGAUCUAGAGGAGCGCGGGGCAUUCAACGCACAGAAAUUGGUAGAGGAUGUGGCUGCUGCGCAGCAAUCCUCGAAGGAUGACGAGCCUGCAAAGGAGCAAGCCUUCACAGGAGAAAAUCUGCACACCAAGGAUGUGGUUGAGGGGCGCGAGCCUGCUGCGCCGACACAGGUGGAAUCAAAAGUGGUUAGUGCAGAGCCCUCGUCUUCAGUACAACCACUGGCGCGCGCAGCUUCGGCAACAGAAGUCGAUCAGACGGAGAAAGGGAUUGCUUCCUCUGUUGAAAAUAACUGGAUUCAGAGAGGCGUCGGCAAAAAGGAUUUCUACUCAGAGGAGGGGUAUGCGCUCGGAAUCAUCAACGACAGCAACCACAUCGUCGUCAAAAAUAAUUUUCGCCAUGAGUCUUCGCGACGAUAUCUUGAAGACAACAAUAUCAAGUGCUUCGAGUCGGACAUGCACAUGAAAAACGACUCGCCGCGCCUGAUAUGGGUCAUGUUCACCAUGGCGGAGACAAACAUCAAAGACACCAGGUUACAGCGGCCAGGUUCCUACGUACAGUUUCAGAUAGACAUGUCGCGUGCCCCGAUCCUGGAACAGAAUUCACCGCACGGAAAGGCAACGUAUUUUGCGAUCAACAGCAGUGUUUGGAGGGCUUCCUGGCAAUACCAGAGCUACGAGUGGGUGCUGCAGGAACCUACUGUUCACCAUCGCUCACAGACCCGUUUGGACCGGAAACAGAGCGACAUGCUGAACGAGGAGCUUUUCGCAGAUCACACUGACGUCGCAGCGACCGGGAAAGAGCCGACAAAGCGCGCUUGGGCAUGCGUGUUUCACGACAUGAAGUUUGCGCGCGAAGACUUCCGGCAGCAACACGACGGCCGCUCUUUGCUGGGACAAAUCGCGUACCGCGCAGACGACUCGUUCGUGAAGAAGGUCGGCUUUGUCAAGCCGUUGGGGCCCCGCGAGGGCGCUGAGUUUCCCGAGGUCAAAACCAUGCUCGGAAAAAACAAGAUGGAGAACUUCGGCAAAAGUGCGCAGUUCAUUCACGUCGACCUCAAGGGCCUGGCAAGGCACGCGCGGCUGGAACCGAUAAAGGGAGACGUGGUUUCCUUCACUCUGGAUGAGGACUCGAAGAAAGUCAGCGAGGUGGUGAGCGGAAGAAAGAAAUACCUUCCCGCACGCGAUCUGCACGUUGUCCGCUAUAAGUCCACAAUAAACUCCGGAGCGAGAACCGGCUCCGCGUCAUCUCCCAUGCGUGGCUUGCGGCAUCUUCUGAAGCUACUCGAGCCCGUAUAUACGAAGUCUUUGACUAGUACUUCGGUAGCUGAUUUUGAGAAGGAACUCGGCUGGUACAGCUUGGUAUCCGAAGCACUGCAGCAGUUUCAGGAUGUGGCGUCGAGUCCGGAGGACGCGACUACAACGAACAGGACCCGCAGACGAGCGAAUACUGCGUCCAGAGGGGAUGCCAGCACCAGAAAUGGCCCAGGAGACGGGGACCUGAGUGACUUCAGCGACGCAAGUAGUGAUGCGUUUGACGAAGAAGACGAUGCGUUCCUGGGUCCCGGUGACGAAGAUGUGUCCAUGCGGCAACGCAGUCAGGCCGAACUCGAGGCGUUGCGCAAAAGAACCGCUCUAAUCACCUCCGGCGAGAGCGGAGCCGCUUUUUUCCAGCUUUGUGUCGAAGAACUGUUGCAGUUGCUCGACGUUUCUUUUCACUUUCCUCUGACAGCUGAUGAAAUGGCAGAAGUCGGCGCGGGCAACCAGGAUUUGUAUUUGCAGGGAGGUGGUGGAGGAACGUUGGGCGCCACCAGUUACGUGACAAGCAGGUCGUCUUCAGUUCUUCCGGCACGAUCUUCAGGCGCAACAACUGUAUGGGGCGUAGCUCCGUCUGUGGUUGGUGCAACGCUUGCUGAGGAGCGAGCGAGGCUGGUGAAUGCAAUCCUUGGUCUGAUGAUGUCUUUUGAACGCGAGUACCGUCAGCGCGUCGGGGUGACGGUUAAGGCCCCCGGUGAGCCACAAAAUCCGAACAUCGACCCUCGCCAAUGUCUCGAUGCAACCCGUCACAGUUCGCUUCUCGUGACAUUUUUGUCCGCGUUGACGCAUUUGGCGGAAUCUCGUCAGAGUGCCUCCGCCGCGCAGCUGGAUCUCGUCGCUCGUGCCUUAGCUAGGUGCUUCAAGUUGAAAGAGAAGGCAAGUCCAAAUAGCAGCCCCGCCGACUCGGCGUUCCAAAAGCCUCGGGGGGACCGAGGGCAGCAAAAGCAGAGUGCGUUGUCGAAGUCCAAGUCGAACAACAAAUCCAGCGGAUCUGCCCUGCUCCUGAGAAGUUCCUCAUCAUCUUCACAGCAAAACGCCUCUCAUCUUGCCGGUUUGAGUGUCGUUGGUCUUACGGGCGUAUCCGAGCUGUUUCAGUUUGUGGUGGCCAACGUGCAGAUUUACGACCCGAAUCUCAUCGAGGGCUUUCGCGCGCUGUUCUCCUCCGGGCCGCUGCGCGCCCUGCAGACGCGCGCAGAGACCGCCUUGUUGUACGACGUGCACGGCUUCCUGGAGCAGGCACAGAAGACCCACCUGAACGCCAUGAGGUUUCUCGCGCAGCGGGCGCAGGUCGCGCAGGGAACCCGCGAAGAAUUGGAGGAAAAGCACUGGUCAGAGUUGCCGCUAAUCCCUACCCUAGACGAACUUCGGGACGACCGACUGGGGAAUCUACCGGUAGUGCCCGACGUUCGGGCGGCCGUACGGAAGUUCAUGAACGAAAGCAGAGCGGGCGCGGACAGCGCACGAGGAGAAACUACUUCCAUAAUCGGUCUGCGGGGAUACGAGAGCUAUGAGCACUACAUGAACACGAUUCUUCGACAGCUGCGGCAAGAUACCUUUUCGAGUCUGCGGAUGGGCGUGUCGCGUUACAUCCGCAGCCGCACCGUGGAUUUCGGGCUCAUGCGCAUGUACAACCCGCAGUUCGUCGGCUUUCACUUCCGCGACCAGGACACCAUCUCGGUCGUGCUGAAGGUGCAGGCGAUGAAGGAUAGUCGGACCGGGGACUACAACAAGUACUGGGCGGACAACGGCGGUAUGAUGUACGGCAAUUUGAUCGUUAUCUCCCUAGACGGCGAUUUUGAAGACGAGGGUCGGCUGGUGUACGCUCAGGUAAGCUGGUCGGACAAGGAGAUCUUGCGCACAGAGGGAAUUUUCUUCGCGGAAAUUCUACCGCGGGAAAUCACGGGUAGCGAACGGAGUCCGAUGGAACAGGUGAUCGCGCUGAUUGCGGCGCUCUCCAGUGGCGACAAUGAAGCGGUGCUUGCGGAAAGUCCGGCGUACUACAAGGCUUUUUCUCCUGGCUUGAAGUGUCUGCAGGGAAAAAAACAAUUGGAAAAUCUGCCGCCGUUCGCCUCCGAGUUCAUUUUCGGAACGAAGAGCUAUGCCGGACCUCAUCUAGUUCCGGGUCGAGAAUCUGGACCACGCAGUGGGGUUUUUCCUGCUUGGUCGACCCCAACAGAGCCUGCGCCCUUCUACCUGAAUCAAUGGCCCGGAGCGACCGUCGAGAUCGGACUUUUAGAUCAGCAAGCAACGUCGGAAGACGGCUCUGCCGUCGAGUCAACGUCGCGUCGCAUGCGGGUCGACGAAUGCGUGCCGGUGUUGCUGAGUAAAAAGGGAGAAGAAGGUCGAAAUGCGAACGAUCGCAGUCUCGACAGUAAUGUUGCCACUGCGUUGGAUGAAUUUCAGCAGCACGCGGUGGGCGUCGUUCUCUCUCGCGCCAUCGCGGCCAUCCAGGGCGCGCCGGGAUGUGGGAAGUCUCAUCUAGCGGUGCUCCUGGUGCGCCUCCUGGCGAGUCUGCGUGACAAGAACGGGGCGCCGGUCAGGCUUCGCUUCCUGAUCGUUACCUACAAAAACAAGGCAUUGAACGAGCUCGCCGAGGCGUUGCUGAAGUACUUUCCGAAAGACCUGGUGCGCGUCGGGUCGGGCGGGACGGGCGAGGACAGUUCGGAGUUGCUCGAAUCGCGAAACCUGAACCUGCUCAAAUCGGCCUACCAGCAGACGGAAGAAAGUCACGCUUUCAACGAGGAAUGGAAGCGGGCGGACAAGCGGCUGGACGUUGUGUCUACGGAGAUGGAGGAGUUGGCAACCCGUUUGGUCAAAGCUCGCUUCUGGUCGAUUUCGCUCUUCGUGCUGCGGAGUCGGCCGGGCCAGCUGGAACAACUGCUGCGAGGCGCCGGCGAGAAAGGGCAUCUGCAGAUGAGUGUCAACGAGCUCAGCAAGUGCCUGACAGAGGCCGAACAGUGGGUGACGCGGAUGCGACAGAUCCGGAACAAGGACCUGACUCUGGCAAAUUUUCUGGAUUGCGAGGCCGAAUACCUCAAGGAUCCGGUGUUGCACAAAACACGACUGGACCUGUAUGCGUGCCUGUCUGACGCGCUGGAGAAAUGGGUGCCGCAAAUGCAAUGGUUUCAGGCUGUCGCCGAGCGGGUGCGUCAGCAUAAGGUCAUCGGCGGACGCAAACUGGACCUGCAGAACGAUCGCAAAUUCAAGAGCCUCGUGGUAGAGUUGAAAGACGGAAAAAGAACACGAGCGUUCGAGGAAAGGAACGCAGCGCACGAACUGCAAGAAUCUUCCGGCUCUAACAGUGCAUCGUCAACGUCGCUUGCUGCACAGAAUUACGCGUCCAAUGGUGCUUCCCUCGAGGAUGACGACGAAGAAGAUUUCCUAAAAGAAGCGCAAUACCAGCGAGACGCGGGAGAAAUGAUGGACAACAACGUGUUAAGCGUGGAGCCGCGACGUGGACGCAGGUACAACAACCAGGGUCAGGGUGUGCGCGGCAACCGCAUGACCUUUAAGGAUUGGGAGGAUCACAAGAAGCACGUCAUUUUCCUCGAUGCGAGCACGUCUGACGCAAUUCGAUACGCGCCCGAGGUGACCGAGUACUUCGCCUCGCGGAAACCCAACCUGCUGAAGCGGAAGGAUCUUUGGUCCCUUGACAACGGGGAUCGGGUGUUGCUCGUGCAGUUUCUGUUGCAGGAACGCGUCGAUGAAAUUGUGGAGAAACUGAUCGUGAAGGAGCGGGAGUAUACACAGCUGAAGGAAGAAAGGAAGAGAAUUGCGGACGAACAGCGCGCGGCGGUCUUCCGCGCCAACCAGAUCUGUGUCACGACCAUCACCGGUGCAGCCAUCUACGCGAAAGAGAUCGAAAAAGCGGCUUUCGACGUGGUGCUCGUCGAAGAGGCCGCGGAGGUGCUGGAAGGCCAGCUGGUCGCGAUGCUGAACGGCAGCGUGAAGCACCUCAUCAUGAUCGGGGACCACUACCAGCUACCGCCUCCGGUGCAGUCGUCGGUGCUGCGGGAGCGGUUUUUCUUCGGACGAAGUCUAAUGCACGAGCUGAUCGAUAUGUGGCAGGCAAUGGAGCUGCUGUCGCCCGGAGGUCGUGGGGGAGCUGGAGCCACCGCAGCAACGUCAUCAAAUGUCUGCAUCAGCGGGGAAGCGAUUUUGAUGCGACAAAGCCGUAUGGAUCCGGAGAUCGCGAAGUACUUGCGUGCCGACCGUAGCGGGGGUCGAAAUGAGGCAAGAUACCCGAAGCUGAAGGACAAUCUGAACAUCGUUGGCAAGUACACUCGCGAGGCACUUCCCCUUGUUUAUCCGGUGGAAAAACGCGACGCGGUGUUUAUCGCUGAUUUUCUACACCACGCACCUGUUUUUUUCUGGGACACGCCACUGAAGGGAACCUGGUGCGACGAGCGGCAGGAGCUCAGCUUCAAAAACCAUGAAGAAGCCGAGCGCCAACUUGCAGUGUUCAUGCUGAUGGUAUCCCAGGGAAUUCCGGCCCACAAGAUCACGAUCACGGCGCCCUACCGUGCCCACAUCCGCUACAUCAAAACGGAACUUAUGCCAAAGGCGAAGAAGGCGCGAAGGGACUAUUUGAUGUGCGCGUGGUCGAUCGCUGGACUUGAACUUGCCGAGGAAAGGGAGGCCCGGUUUGCAGCAUUAGACGAAGAUCCGCUUCUGAAGUGCUUCGACGAGGUAGUGUGUACACCGCUCGACGGGUACCAGGGCAACCAAAAUGACCACAUCAUUCUUGCGCUCGUGCGGUCCAACUCGACUUUGGACUGUGGCUUCUUGAAAAAGGAACCAGAAGGCAUUUGCCGCCGCACUGUGGCGCAAUCGCGAGCGCGCAAGUCCUGGAUCAUUAUUGGCAGCGCUGACUGUUUUGGGCACGACCGCUGUGGAGGUGGCAAUUCGAAAGCAGCCCGACGCGGAUCGAAAGACAAAAUUUCCAUUGCCGAGGAACCAUCGGAGCCAGAAAAAAAUGGCGGAUCAUUUCGCAGCAAUUCCGUUUGGGGUGCUGGUCUCAUUGAUCAUCUACGAAAGGACAAUCGGGUGUCGGAGACCUUGCCGCUCAAAUGUCCGAGGCACGACCCUCCUGUGCGAAACUCGAACCCGGCUUCUUGUGGUGAAGAAGGCACGACUGGAGAGGCAGCUAUUGCUUCUGGUGCUAAUGCUAAAACUCCAUCGUUUUUUCCCGCCUGCGCCAGCGAGCUCAGUGAUCCCGUCAUCUGUCAGGACUUGCCAGAGGUGGAGUCCGACCAAGAUCCACUGUCGUUCACGAACCGAUUGAUUUGCACGAAAAUUUGCAAUAGAGAGCUACCCUCCUGCGGACACGCCUGCAGGCGGUACUGUCACGCCGGGGAAUGCGAUGCGCGAUUCUGCAGGGAGAUCGUGUUGACGCCGUGUGCGAAGUUUCCGGACAAGCAUCUCGCGCUUCGCCGAGUGUGCAACGCGCCGGAGGUCGUGUGCCAGGCCGAGGUGCAAUUCACUUGCAAAAAAGUGCGAAGUGACGGCGGAAGACAGGUGUCUUGCAACACAACGCUAACACGUAAGUGUUACCAGAACGGAGACCUGGUACAGCACCUGGUCGACUUUCCGUGCAAAAAAUGCACUCGCCCGAUUGAAGCGCCCUGCGAUACAAAGCCAGCAGACCUGCGUUGCAAGGAAAACUGCCAAAGGAAACUCGCAUGCGGACAUGCCUGUCCGCUUCUUUGUUGGGAGGAGUGCAGAAAAGCAAAGUGCCAAGUCAGGGUCACGCAAAAGUGCGCCGCGGGUAAACACACCAUAGAAAUGCCGUGCUGGCGAACGACCGGCUUUGGGAAGGUGUCCCAGCUGCAGUUUAUUUGUCGGGCGGAAGUUGCUUUUACGUGCCCGGUGUGUAACCGCAAGCAAAAAAAGUUCUGUGGGGAAUCAGAAACGCACUGCAACUUCCCCUGCGGGAAACUUUGCAGUGCGGGGCUGCAUGCCUGCACUGCCCGCUGCGGAGAAUGCGCCGCCACCGGCACCUGUUUGGCAAGUGGCGAAUGCCGCAAGUGUGCGGGCGACGAACUGCAGUACCAGGUGGAUCGCAUUUUCAGAAACGCUGCGGGCUCGAACGCGCCCAACAACACGCGGCGGCAAUUUCGCUCUUUCAAGCUGUCACAGCUCAGUUUUCCAGAGCCCGCGGUCUACAACUUGUGGUUGCGGUCCUACGGUGGAGCAAAUUAUGCGAGAGACCACCACGACCAAGAGGCGAAGACGCCGGUGCACCUGGAAGACACCAUUCAGGAGAUCAAGGACCUGCAAAGAAGCGACAUUUUUGGUGGUGCGGCCGGUGAAAAACGGCUGCUGGACCUCCUUCCGAAGGACUUGGACGUCGUCCAAGUCAGCUUCGGUAUGUGCGUCGCCAUGGACCCGCAGUUGCUGUACGUGUUGCGACGUUGCUUCGGUCCGGAGCAGAAGAUCAGCGUGCGUUUCUUUCGCACGAAGGACGAUUUCAACAAGGUUUCCACCGCGAAGUUUCAGCAGGUCGUGCCAAGCGAAAAAGAUACGUUCGAAUUCGAAGAAAUCCAGCUCCGGCCGUUCCCCGCCACGACAAAGCCCGGCCUGGUGUCCCGGCGUCCAGAGGUAGAUCAACAUGAUCCCACGCACGCGAUACUGGACUCGGGGAAUAUUCUGCACUUUCAUGAGUUGGCGGCUCUGCAGACCGUGCGAGUGGGCGCCAGUACGUUUACGACCGAGAAGAGGCGCACCAAUUUUCGCUACCUGCUGUGGGUGUUUCGCAGUUUGAUCCGGCGCUAUCCGAAAUGUGAGAUCAAGAUCCCCAUCUAUCGGGACAAGGCGGACGCGUUCAAACGCGACCACGUAGGCAUUUUCAACGAGAUGCUGCGAUUGGAGCACGAGCGGUGCGUCCAGGCAAAGGUUUCGCCGCGGACGGAACGGGAGUUGUUCACCAUCGUGCGACACGGUCAGGACGUGGACCUGUACUGCCUGAAAUUGGCGGUGCUUUACAGCAGUCCGGCGACGCGCGUGGCGAUCGUCACCAACGACGCCUACCGGGAGCAUCGCGAAAAUUUUCCGAGUUUGAAGACCAAUUUCGACACGGGUAAGCUCUUGGUCCCGUUCACCAUCGUGCCGGAGGAGGAAGUCGCGUUGUUUUAGGUCCGGGCCCGAAAGAAAAAUUACGGGAUACAAGAGGAGCAUCAUUCAACUUUUUUCUCGUGUGCAUUUUCCGACAACAGAAUCGGAUCCGAUUCCGUUCCAUAUCCCAUGGCAAGAAAGGUGCAGUAGUCUCUUGCACUUCGCAACAUGAUUAAAACUGAAAACAAAAAUGAUAUGUCACUCACGUGACCUCAUUCAUAUCUCGUCAACAAGGAGAGCUUAAACAUAUUCGCGCACUUUCCUUGCUGCUCUGCAUGUAUCUAUGUACGGAAUUUUUUGAAAGAGUUAGAGUGGAUCGUCUCAGCGAUGAUUUCGCAGAAGCCACUGCUCAGGCGUUUCAUGAUAAAACAAGGAAAUAUGACUUGGACGAUUGAAGUGCGGAAAUCGCAUUUAGACACCACUUAUAUCAGAAUUCGCAUCGUCACUCGGGACGGAUUCGUAACGCAGACAGGCACAGUCGCAGAUGAUUUUCUCGAACUACUGCACGGGUGUAGUCGUGUUGCCUCUGAGUCUGAUUAUCAGAUGGAGGCUGGAAAUCGAAAUAAAACCUUGACUCCGUGUCUUUCGGUUAUGUGAUCCGUGCGUGUUGACUGACAUUGAUAUAAAUAUACCGGUUCGUUUUUUGUGUUGGCUACUACUGAGUAUUAGUGCCAAAGAAGCUUGCAACACUUGUUUUUUGCUUCUCCUUGUCGUAGUAUCAUCAUGUCCACCACGUGCGGCAAAAGCUCUCGAAUUAGAAGUGAAGUCGUCCCACGCAGAACUUCGAUAGGAAUCAGGAUUGCCUUUCGAGAAGAGGAAUUGGAUUGAGUGCUGGCGUUAAUUGUUUGCGUUAAGUACUCGAUUGAAUCGAG
Messenger RNA from Amoebophrya sp. A120, 13563 nucleotides. Lineage: Eukaryota; Dinophyceae; Syndiniales; Amoebophryaceae. The record is from the annotation of a GenBank genome assembly.